GAAAUAAAGAUAUAUAAAAGGAAGAAGAAGAAGCAGAAGCUAACCUUGCAAAACUUGAAUGAAGCCCAUCAGAAACGUGGUUUCUUAAACAUGUCUGUGCGAGAAAUUGAGGAGAAGAGAGUGACCUUUAAGGAGAGGAGAAUGUUGGCGUCGAAAAAUGGCGGGAACUGA
Molecule: messenger RNA, 171 nt
Organism: Dovyalis caffra
Lineage: Eukaryota; Viridiplantae; Streptophyta; Magnoliopsida; Malpighiales; Salicaceae
Source: the annotation of a GenBank genome assembly